Gorilla gorilla gorilla (western lowland gorilla) is the source of this 5898-nucleotide messenger RNA. It is a transcript of the gene FBXL17, whose product is annotated as F-box and leucine rich repeat protein 17. Bases 1 to 1842 code for a protein of 613 amino acids. The record is from RefSeq and is a predicted model, not a curated record. Gene Ontology annotation, cellular component: cytoplasm. NCBI's taxonomy places the organism in Eukaryota, Metazoa, Chordata, Mammalia, Primates, Hominidae. The transcript is spliced from 7 exons. Gene Ontology annotation, molecular function: protein binding.
AUGGGCCACCUUCUCUCGAAGGAGCCGCGUAACCGCCCAAGCCAGAAGAGGCCUCGCUGUUGCAGUUGGUGCCGCCGCCGGCGCCCUCUCCUAAGGCUGCCCCGCCGGACCCCAGCCAAGGUGCCCCCUCAGCCGGCGGCGCCCCGGAGCCGGGACUGCUUCUUCCGCGGGCCCUGCAUGCUCUGCUUCAUCGUGCACAGUCCCGGCGCGCCCGCCCCCGCCGGCCCAGAGGAGGAGCCGCCGCUCUCGCCGCCGCCGCGGGACGGGGCCUACGCUGCCGCCUCCUCCUCUCAGCACCUGGCGCGGCGCUACGCGGCCCUGGCCGCCGAGGACUGCGCCGCUGCUGCCCGCCGCUUCCUGCUAUCCUCGGCCGCCGCCGCCGCCGCCGCUGCCGCCUCGGCUUCGUCGCCCGCCUCCUGCUGCAAAGAGUUGGGGCUGGCUGCGGCCGCCGCCUGGGAGCAGCAGGGCCGAAGUCUCUUCCUGGCCAGCUUGGGGCCGGUGCGCUUCCUGGGGCCGCCCGCCGCCGUGCAGCUCUUCCGGGGGCCGACACCGUCACCGGCCGAGCCCCCUACGCCCCCCGAAAUGGUGUGCAAGCGGAAGGGGGCCGGGGUCCCCGCCUGCACCCCCUGCAAGCAGCCCCGCUGCGGCGGCGGGGGCUGCGGCGGCGGCGGCGGCGGUGGCGGGGGAGGGCCUGCGGGGGGAGGCGCUUCGCCGCCCCGGCCCCCCGACGCCGGCUGCUGCCAGGCCCCGGAGCAGUCCCCGCAGCCGCUCUGCCCUCCGCCCUCUUCUCCCACCUCCGAAGGUGCCCCCACCGAAGCUGGCGGGGACGCUGUCCGAGCCGGGGGCACCGCCCCCUCGUCCGCCCAGCAGCAGCAUGAAUGUGGCGACGCGGACUGUCGGGAGCCCCCCGAAAACCCCUGCGACUGUCACAGGGAGCCGCCCCCCGAAACCCCAGACAUCAACCAGCUGCCGCCGUCCAUCCUGCUCAAGAUAUUUUCCAAUUUGUCACUGGAUGAGCGUUGCCUUUCCGCAUCAUUGGUUUGCAAGUACUGGCGUGACCUUUGUUUAGACUUCCAGUUUUGGAAGCAGCUGGAUCUUAGUAGUCGUCAGCAGGUCACUGAUGAAUUAUUGGAAAAAAUUGCAUCAAGAAGUCAGAAUAUAAUUGAAAUCAACAUUUCUGAUUGUCGCAGUAUGUCUGAUAAUGGCGUAUGUGUUUUAGCAUUUAAAUGUCCUGGACUUCUUAGGUAUACAGCCUACAGGUGUAAACAGCUUUCUGACACCUCUAUUAUUGCGGUUGCCUCUCACUGUCCUUUACUUCAGAAAGUGCAUGUAGGCAACCAGGACAAACUCACUGAUGAAGGACUCAAGCAGCUGGGCUCAAAAUGCAGAGAACUCAAAGAUAUUCAUUUCGGCCAGUGUUACAAGAUCUCAGAUGAAGGCAUGAUCGUCAUAGCUAAGGGCUGUCUGAAAUUACAAAGGAUAUACAUGCAGGAAAACAAAUUAGUGACAGAUCAGUCAGUGAAAGCAUUUGCUGAACACUGUCCUGAGCUUCAAUAUGUAGGCUUCAUGGGUUGUUCAGUCACUUCUAAAGGAGUCAUUCACCUAACCAAGCUAAGAAACCUUUCCAGCUUGGACCUACGUCAUAUCACUGAACUGGAUAAUGAAACCGUGAUGGAAAUUGUCAAGAGGUGCAAAAAUCUUAGCUCUCUCAAUCUCUGUCUGAACUGGAUCAUAAAUGACAGAGAUAAGAGUCUUGCUAUGUUGACCUGGCUGGUCUCAAACUCCUGGCCUCAAGUGAUCCUCCUGCCUCCACCUUCCAAAGCGCUGAGAUUAUUCAUGUGAGCCACUGCACCCAGCCCCAGUGAAACUUUUAGAUCAAACUAUAAACUCAUAAUUGUAUCAAUUAAAUUUUUCUCAAUGAUAUAGGAACUUCAUGGUCUUAAUUGUUGAUAGCAUCCAAGUACACAUUCAGUAAACAGAGCUUUUCUUUAUCUGUGUCAUGCAGUUAAAAUGGUUUUUUAUUGUUUUCUAUGAAAUAUCUUAGUUAUAUAAUGGUCAAACUGAAACAUCAUCUCUUACAAAGGUGAGAUUAAACACAAUAGAAUUAUUUACAGAACUUCCAUCUUAUAAGCCACUUUUUCAUUAAAUUUGGAUAAUAAGUGGUGCUUUGCUACCUGAUUUAAACUAGUUUUAUUUAGGCUAUGAAUCAACCUCUUUGUUCCAAAACACUGGAAUAGGGGAAUGUUUUGCAUUUCCCCUUCCCCACGAGAGUUUGUUUUCCUCUAAGUCACAUUAAGAUGCUGUUCUCAAGCCAGUUUCGUUUCACCUAGUGCCUAGUUUUUGGAGUGGGAAUGAAGGUAGGCAAAAGUUAAUUGUAAACCAACACGAAGAGCACAAAUGCAGCAUGUGUUUGCAAUAAUAAUGAAUGCACACUAUGAAGCAAGUCUAAUGCCAGGGCCUGAUCAAGCAGUGCUUUGGAGCCAAUGGGUGACCCAUCAGAUACCACUGGUUGUGGGCCACCUUCUUUAUUUCCUGAAGUUCUGUAACAUGGAAAUUCAGUCACAGGUUAAUCUAUACUAAAUUUUGUUCUACAGAAUUAUUUAAAAUCAUAGGGAAAUGAUCAGGAAUUGCUAUUGUUAUAACAUAGUGGGAUUAAAUAGGUUCAAAAUGAGUAGAUUGUGUAUUCUCCUUACAUAGAACCUUGUGCAAAAUGUCUAAUUAAAGUAACAAGUUACUAUACAGCUAAUUCCUCCUCAUUAGAGUAUCAAAUGUUCUUAUUUAAUUUUCUGACAAAAAUAUGAAUGCUGCAAUUUCAUUGGUGCUUAAGGCCUAUAUUCCAGAACUUUCUUCAUUGAGUUUUAGAGAAAGAGAAAUAUAUUCUUUCUGAAGUUGAGGGUCCUGAUUUUCUGUUAACAAUGGGCCCUAUUAUGCUGCUUCCAUCUGAGCAAGGCUAGGAAGAACUUCACAGCUGGCUGGGCACCUGACAUGCCCAAGGCAGGUACUCUGACCUGCUCAUAUAGCCCUGGUUCCUCCUGGGGAGAAUAGCAGUUUCCAUUCCCUGAAGUGCCUAAUUUAUUCCAGGCUAUGAAUAGAAUGAGCUUGUUGAUUUGGGACUAGUGGCAUUCCCCUUGCACAACCUCAGGACAUGAUUAUCCAUGCCAGGGUCAGGCAGGAGCUUCCCAUCUGACCCUGUGCAGUCCUCACCCUGAGCACUUAACAAGAGUAAUAAGAGGCUAUUGGAAUGUCACAUUCUCUUGAAUUUAUUUAUAUUUUUAAUAAGAUACUGGCAUCCUCUUUUGCCUUUAUCUAAGCCUGGCUUUCUAGAAACUUGAUUACAAAAAGUCUAUUAACUCAAUGAGUUGUUAGAUGAAAUAUAUUAAUACAUGAAUCAGGAAAAUCAUAGUCCUAGAAUAUUUCCUUUUAGAACACAUGUGUUUUUUGAGUUCGUAAAAUAUUCAGAGCACUGCAUUAGGUUCUAUCAGUGACACAGAAAUAAAACAGGAAAUAAUGGUCCUGCUCCUGAGGCAAGACAAAAACUAGAGACAUAGAGAAAUUCAACAACAAGUAGAAGGACGCAUAUUAGUGAAUAAAAUUGUGAGUACAGUGGUAUAACCAAACACUUAUGUUUUAUUAAAACACAAAGGACAAAUAACAGAGAGAGGGUGAUUAGGAAAGGCUUCUUGUAGGUAGCAAAUUGUACUAAAUCUUGGCAUGUUUAAAUAGGGCUCAAAAGAAUGAAAGGCUCACUGUCAUGAGUAGUUUUUGCUAGGUAGGGAAAACUGGUAUCUUCAUACCUGGGGUGACUACUUUGUGGUUUCUCAGUAAAUUUUUUAAUUGAAUCAAUUUUCCCCCUAGAGGAAGAAGGACUAAGGCCUCUGACACUGUCAGAAGAAUCAUCCCAAGCACCUCAGGUCCUAAUGUCCUUUAGGCACGUGGAUUUGUGACCAGAAUAGAAGGGACAUAUAUUAAAAUUAAGAUAUUUGGAACUUGACUGUAUUUUGUCAUUUAAUUAUAGAAAUGGGUAGGAAAAGAUAGGAGGAGACAUUUAUCAUUUACUACUGGCCAAUUUAAAAAAAAGAAAAGAAAAGUUGAGGAAAUAAGAUAGUAAGAUGGACAUUUCUGAUGGAGUUUCUAAGGGAGAAUUAGACAAAGAAGGAAAUGGUCAAAUUAUAAGUUAGACUUUAAAAAAAUAGAGUAUUGACUUAAUUUGGGUACUAUGCCAAGUAUUUUUCAAAGAUUUUAAAAUAUCUGGAAAAUACUCCAUGUUGUUCCAGUCUUAGUGGGUAUGGCAACUAUGUAAAGCAAAUAAUUGCAGCAAUUUGAAAUGAGUGCCUUUUGCAUAUAUGAAUAAAAUGUGGUGAACUAAGCCAGAAAAAAAAGGAAAUAUGUAAAGGAUAGGAGAGGCUUCCCAGAGGAGGUGGCAUCUCAUUUGAAUCUUCAUGGAUGAGUUAGGAGUUUUUUGGGAGAAGAGAAUAUAGUAAGGGUGUUCUAGGGAAAAUCACAUGUGUAAAAUAGAUCUGAAGGAUCACUGUGUGUACUUGAAAGUGUGAGAAGUUGGAUGUGUCCAGAACAUAGCAUAAGCCUGGAGGUGAUAGUGAGAGAGGGGUCUAGAGAGGUAAGUAGGAGUUGGAGCAUGAAGGACUAUGGAUAUUAUGCCAAGAAUUUAGAAUGUUAUAUAUAGAUGAUGGGGAAACAUUGACUUACACUAAAAAACAAAAUUAAAAACACCUGCAUACAAUGGACUACAGAGGCAGAUCAUAAGAAGGACAGUCUACCAGAGAAGAUUGCAAAGGUCCAGGGAAACAAAUUAUGACGUCCUAAAUGUCAGUAGUGAAAACCAAAAUGGAAAGGAAAGGAUGAACUUAAGUGUGAUCAAGGAUGUGUUGCAAAAGAUCUUACCCAUGUGGAGGCUGAGGGAGAUGAGGGACUCUAGAAUUUUCUCAAGUUUUUAGCUUGAGCACCUGGGUAGAUGGGAUACUGUAACAGAACUGUGGAAAGUUGCAGCACAAACAACUUUUGGAUGGAAAAGAAUGGACUCAGUUUUGAACAUGUUGAAUUUGAAGUUAUUGUAGGUCCACCAGGCAGGGAUGUCCCUUGCUCAGUUGGGUUUGAAUCUGAAGAUGGAAGUCAGGACUGGAGAUAAGGAUUUUGGAAUCAUCCAGGAUAUAGGUUAUAGUGAAAAUCUUACAUAUGCAUGGAGUUUUAAGAAGAGAACAGGCCCAAGUGUUAUACUUAGGAACGCACAAACAGUGGCUUUGGACACUGGGAAUACAUGAAAAAAUCCUGAGGUAGAACUAUACCAUGUCAUUAAGUUAGCCCACCUGCCAGGUAUUAUGUGGUAAUGCCAAAUAAUGGAAACUUCAACCUCCCUCCAUCUCCUGCUUUUUCAUUCCUUACGGUUUCUAGUAUGCUGACAAAGAAGAAUACUUGAAGGAGUUUUUUCUCAGCUAUCUAAUGUAGGGCUUCCCAAACUGUGCUUUCUAGAGCAUCUCUGGCAGUUCUGCAAGAUGUUAAUAAGCAUCCGUGAACUCCUGUGUCAAAAACUGAAAUAUGAAACAUUUCUUAAUUGCAGGCCUUCUCAAAACCUUUAUAAUAUAGGCCAGGGAUUUCCGAGAGGGGGUGUAGUUAGUAGCUCCUUCUUGAGCUUUUUUUUCCCCCCAAACCACAGACCCCUUUUCCUCAUGGACUACCUAUUAAUACCUCAACGUUUUUUGAAAAAUACUCAUCUUUUGAUUGGAGAAAUUAAUGUUAUCUUCAUAGUCAUUUGGGAUUUUAAUCUUUGAGGGUCUUUUGUACGUGAAAGGCAUACUCAUAGUUACUGUGUUGUAAUUAACAUUUUUAAAAAUUUUAAAUUACAAAGCCAAGUUUUCAUAAGCCUUUAAGCUCAAUUUAUAAAUC